Molecule: messenger RNA, 791 nt
Organism: Acanthoscelides obtectus
Lineage: Eukaryota; Metazoa; Arthropoda; Insecta; Coleoptera; Chrysomelidae
Source: the annotation of a GenBank genome assembly
AUCAGAAUGCUCAGAAUCAGGACAUGCGCAUUACAGUAUUAACAUAAAAACUGAGUUUUGUUUAUUUUGGACUUUGUUUGGGGUAGUAACGCUAACGCUACGAUUUCAUUAUGAAUGACGAAUUACUGAUUCAAUUAGUGGAAAAGUGCCCACACAUUUACAAUAAAACGUUGAAGGAAUACAAAGAUGAUAAAAUGAAAGAGAAUAGAUGGCUAUCAAUAGCAGAGUUUCUCGAUUCGGAACCAGCCAUAGUGAAAAAGAGGUGGGACAACCUGAGAGACAGGUUUGUUCGAGCCUAUAGACAAUGCAAUACUGUGCUUCCUUCAGGUUCAGGUGGAGGAACACAAAAACAACCGGACUUCCCAUACUUUGAAAUAAUGAUAUGGUUAAUACCAUUCACCAGGAAGAGAAAGCUGAUAUCCUCGACUGCCCCAGAAAGUGCUUCAAAAGUGCCAUACAUUGAGGAGGUUGAGUCUGAACCAUUACUAGAUGAUUAUGUUGUGGGAUCAGAUGGUGUAUUGUCACCUGAGCCUACCCAGUCUAGACCUACCAGCUCACAUUCAUCCAGACCUGGUAGUGCAUGUGGACACAAAAAGAGCAUCCAGGAGUCAAUGGCCACAGCUUUACAAAAUUUUUCAAAAAUAUGUGAGAAAAGAUUUGGUGAAAAUACUGAAAACAGUGACACACAUUUUAUGAAGUCCAUUCUCGAUGACAUGCAACAUCUGCCACUGAAGAAAAAAAUUAAAUUUAAAAAAGAAGUCAUGGAGAUAUCUGAAACAUAUUAUGAAUAA